CACUCACAGCCCCAUCCAGCUCACCUCCUGGCACAAAGCCCCACCAUGGCUGACGCCUGCUGCUCCAGGACUUAUGUUAUCUCUGCAUCCACCCUGUCUGUCUGUUCCAGUGACCCGAACUGUGGCAGCUGCGUCUGCUCACCCACUGCCUGCACCGGCUUCUCCCGGCAGGUGGACGAUUGCCAGGAGAGCUACUGCGAGCCCCCCUGCUGCGCCCUGGCCCCCUGCCUGAGCCUCCUCUGCGCCCCAGCGAGCUGUGAGCCCUGCCCCUGCCCAUCUGCCUGCACCAGCUCCUGCACGGCCUUGUGCUGCCCGCAGUCUAGCUGCCAGCCCUCCUGCUGCACCUCCUCCCCCUGCCAGCAGGACUGCUGUGAGCCUGUCUGCUGCAGGCCCGUGUGCUGCAGGCCCGUCUGCUGCAGGCCCGUGUGCUGUGAGCCCACCCCCUGCCCCUCGUCCUGCUGCAGACCCUCCUCCUGUGUGUCCCUGCUCUGCCGCCCCGUGUGCAGACCCGCCUGCUGUGCCCCCGCCCCCUCCUGCCAGCCCAGCUGCUGCCGCCUGGCCUCCUGCGUGUCCCUGCUCUGCCGCCCCAUGUGCAGACCCGCCUGCUGUGCCCCUGUCCCCUCCUGCCAGCCCAGCUGCUGCCGCCCGGCCUCCUGCGUAUCCCUGCUCCACCUGCUGCGUCCCUGACUCAGCCUAGAAGUCCUGCUGCUGACCGGGCCCAUCCCCCCAGGGCCAGCCGGGCUCCAGGGAUCCCCCUCCCCGCCAGUGCCUUAAAGCUCCUGACCUCCUGGCGUCCUCAGCCCAUCCUACCCAGGUCUUGCUCAGCACAGAGGAAAGACCAGCCCCCACAUCCCCCAGCCCAGACGUGGGGGCCAACAGGCUCACAGAGCCCCCUUCUUGACCGUGGCCCACAGGAGCCCGGGCUGCUCCACAUCUGCUUCCUCGCUCUGGACCACGGCCCUCGCUGGUCACACUGGGCCCUGCCUGACCCGGGUCCCACCCCGGGCAGUGUUACUCUCCAUGUCUGAGCUCAAAUAAAAACUCUGCUCCCCUCA
Messenger RNA from Camelus dromedarius (Arabian camel), 1055 nucleotides. Its product is annotated as keratin-associated protein 10-8-like. The transcript has a single exon. NCBI's taxonomy places the organism in Eukaryota, Metazoa, Chordata, Mammalia, Artiodactyla, Camelidae. The record is from RefSeq and is a predicted model, not a curated record. Gene Ontology annotation, cellular component: keratin filament. The coding region runs from base 46 to 687 and encodes 213 amino acids.